Myxocyprinus asiaticus (Chinese sucker) is the source of this 2071-nucleotide messenger RNA. Its product is annotated as C-type mannose receptor 2-like. The coding region runs from base 93 to 1223 and encodes 376 amino acids. Lineage: Eukaryota; Metazoa; Chordata; Actinopteri; Cypriniformes; Catostomidae. The record is from RefSeq and is a predicted model, not a curated record. The transcript is spliced from 6 exons.
AUGAAGGAAGGAGACACAGACACACAGGAAUUAAGAGAGAAACAGACACAACUAGAUUAAGAGAAACUCUCAUGAUCUUUCAUUAAACCAAAAUGGAGCGAAAAACAUUUAUCACUCUUAUUCUCUCAGCUGUCUUCAGCUCAUCUGCAUGUGUUCCACGUCAGUAUCACUUUGUGAAUAAGAAACUGACCUGGACUGAAGCUCAGAGAAACUGCAGAGAGGAUUACACAGAUCUUGCCACCAUCAACAACAAGAACGACAUAGAAGAGCUGCUGAAGAGUGUGAAUGAUGAUCAGAUUCAGCAUGUCUGGAUUGGACUGCAGAAGACCGUCAGUUAUAAAUGGAAAUGGUCUCUGGGUGACCCUGCGUUCUACACAGGAAAUAAUUCACAGUAUCGCAACUGGGUACAGGGAAAACCGAAUGGUGAUGGUGACUGUAGUAACAUGAAUCCUGGAGAAUGGAAUGAUAAUACUUGUGCUAAUAUCUUACCUUUCAUAUGUUACAGUGACAGCAGUAAAGGAUACAUCCCUGUACAUCAAAAUAUGACAUGGAGAGAUGCUCAGAAUUACUGCAGAAAGUAUCACACAGAUCUGGUCAGUGUGAGGAACCAGACUGAGAAUCAACAGAUUGAGAAGAUCAGGAAUGAUGCACACAUAACAGAUGGAGUCUGGAUCGGUCUGUUCAGAGACUCAUGGGAGUGGUCAGAUCAGAGUGACUCCUCAUUCAGAAACUGGAUGACAAACAAACCUGAUAAUUAUGGGGGCAAUGAAAACUGUGCAGUGGUUGGGGUCAAGUCAGACCAUGGACAAUGGGAUGACUGGGAGUGUGAUAUAAAAACUCAGUUUGUCUGUCAUGAAGAUAAACUGGUUUUGGUUAAACAGAAUCUGAGCUGGAAUGAAGCUCUGAAAUACUGCAGAGAGAAUCAUGUGGAUCUGGUGUCAGUUCACUCUGAACAGAUUCAGCGUCGUGUGAUGAAUGUGGCUAGAAAAGCCUUCACUGCUGAAGUGUGGUUGGGUCUACGUCACUCCUGCACUCUGGGCAUCUGGUUUUGGGUGAAUGGAGAGAUCUUGUGUUAUCAGAACUGGGCUGCAGGUCACGGGACAGGAGUGGAAAACUGCAGUGAUGCUGUGAGAGUUGGAGCAGUUCAGUCUGGAGGAGAUCAGCGCUGGGUCAGCCUUCCUCAAACUGACAAACUCAACUUCAUCUGCACCAGCUAUGACUGAAUCAAGCUGCAUUUCAUCAUCUCUACCACCAUCAGUGGAGCCACAUCUUUGUGUUUGAUGUUUAUUGUUAAUCUUUAUUUAAUGUAUUUGUUUAUUAGAGUGUAAUAAGUGUACUUUAUAUGAUCAAAAAUCUUGUGCUUGUGUGCGUACAUUCUAUUUUUCUUUUUGUGGAUUUGGGGAGGACAUAUAUUAUUCAUAUAUUAAUCUUAUUUCUAUGCAAGUAGUAUUGUCAAUGAAGCCUUUAAAUGUCACACAGGUAAAUCCAGCAGAUCCUCUCACUGAUCAACUUCGUGAUUCAUCAAAAUUUCUGUAUUGAUAUUCUAUUCAAUAUUUAUGCAUUUUUCAUUUCAGUUUGGGGUAUUUUGUGUCUUUAGCACAUUUGAAUUAUGGGUAAAUAAAUAUCUUAAAUUACAGAGAGAAUGUCAUAUUUUUGCAUUUAUUAUAUUAUUAUUAUUAUUAUUAUUAUUAUUAUUAUUAUUUCAGUUUAUGCUUGUCAUGUACCUAAUUAUAAUUGUUUUUGUAUGGAGCAGUGUCGCACUGCUCCCCACCCCCCACCACCUCCCCUCAAAAAAAAAUUAAAAAAAAAAGGAAAAAAAAGGUGGCUUACGCUGACAUUUUAAUGCGGCAAGAUGAGGCAUAAAUCAUGGUAAAGAGCAUAUCACAUGCUCGGAAGUUAAUACUUGUAUUUCUGUCUUAAGGCCCUUUCAAAGCAAAUGUGAAUUUGCCCAUUGAAGAUUAUUUUCUGGUUGUCUAGAGUUUUUUUUUUUUUCCAUGCCUGAAACCUCACUGACUAAUGAAAUGUAAGCUUUGCAUUAUGUGCAUGGAGCUGAUCACAAAUAAACCCAUCU